Molecule: messenger RNA, 2403 nt
Organism: Triticum aestivum (bread wheat)
Lineage: Eukaryota; Viridiplantae; Streptophyta; Magnoliopsida; Poales; Poaceae
Product: L-type lectin-domain containing receptor kinase SIT2
Exons: 1
Coding region: 1-2160 (719 amino acids)
Biological process (GO): protein phosphorylation
Molecular function (GO): carbohydrate binding; protein kinase activity; ATP binding
Source: RefSeq, a predicted model, not a curated record
AUGUCGUACUUCCAAGCCGCAUAUGAUGGACGCCGUCACACCGUGCCGCAGAAAAAGACCACAUCCGCGUUAAGAGAAGAAAGGAGUAGUACAGUUCAGCCACGACAACUUGGCCUCGACGUACAACACAACCCUCUCAUGUCUCGCAUGAAGCUCAUCUGCUUCCUCCUGCUCGGAGCCGUAGGACUAGGAGCACUUGAUCUCGUAGCCAGCCUGGUGGACGACCAGUUUGUGUACUCCGGCUUCGCCGGCGCCGGCCUCACGUUGGACGGCUCGGCCACGGUCACGCCAAGCGGCCUCCUCGAGCUGACCAACGGCUCGCUCCAGUUGAAAGGCCACGCCUUCCACCCGACUCCGCUCCGCUUCCGUGAGCUACCCAACGGCACGGUGCGCUCCUUCGCCGCUUCGUUCGUGUUCGGCAUCCUCUCCGCCUACCCCGACAUGAGCGCGCACGGUAUCGUCUUCGUCGUUGCUCCCACCACGGAUUUCUCGACCGCGCUGGCGAGCCAGUACCUGGGCCUUGUCAACGUCCAGAACAACGGCCACGAGAGCAACCGCAUCUUCGCCGUCGAGCUGGACACCUUGCAGCAGGACGAGUUCCGUGACAUCAACGACAACCAUGUGGGCGUUGACAUCAACGGCCUCGUCUCGCUGCAAUCCAGCAACGCCGGCUACUACGUCGGCGGCGACAAGGAGCGCUUCGAGAACCUGACGCUCAUAAGCCACGAGGCGAUGCAAGUGUGGAUCGACUACGACGCGGGGACUAAUCGGAUCAACGUGGCCUUGGCUCCGCUCGGCGUGGCCAAACCUGCCAGGCCACUGAUGUCGGCCACCUACAACUUAUCUUCGGUGAUCACGAGCACCGCAUACGUGGGGUUCUCGUCGGCGACGGGCUCAUUCGACUCGCGGCACUACGUGCUUGGCUGCAGUUUCCGCAUGGGCAGCACUACUGCUCCGGCCAUGGACAUCGCCAAGCUGCCAACGUUGCCCCGUGAGAUCCCCAAGGUUCGGUCCAAGGUCCUGCAGAUCGUCCUCCCAAUAACAUCUGCAGCGGUCGUACUCGCUCUGGGCACCGUCGUCGUUCUCCUGUUGCGCAGGCGACGAAGGUACACCGAGCUACGGGAAGAUUGGGAGGUCGAGUUCGGGCCGCACAGGUUUCCGUUCAAGGAUCUACACCACGCCACCCAAGGAUUUAACAGCAAGAACCUACUCGGCGUAGGGGGUUUCGGGCGAGUUUACAGAGGCGUGCUUCCAGAUUGUAAUAUGGAGAUCGCAGUGAAGAGGGUGUCGCAUGACUCCAGACAGGGCGUCAAGGAAUUCAUCGCAGAGGUUGUCAGCCUAGGACGCCUGCAACACUGCAACCUGGUGCGGUUGCUUGGCUAUUGCCGGCGGAAGGGGGAGCUCCUUUUGGUGUACGAGCACAUGCCCAACGGGAGCCUUGACAAGCACCUAUAUGGUCAUCAGGACGACAAGCCGACUCUCAACUGGGCUCAGAGGUUUCAAAUCAUCAAAGGGAUUGCAUCUGGCUUGCUCUACCUCCACGAGGAGUGGGAGAGGGUGGUGGUCCACCGCGACAUCAAGGCAAGCAACGUGCUCCUCGACGACAAGAUGAAUGGCCGGCUGGGUGACUUCGGCCUGGCGAGGCUGUACGACCAUGGCACCGACCCGCAAAGCACGCAUGUGGUUGGCACCAUAGGGUACAUAGCCCCGGAGCUGGGGCGCACGAGCAAGGCAAGCCCCCUCACCGACGUGUUUGCCUUUGGGACCUUCCUUCUCGAGGUCACCUGCGGGCGAAGGCCCAUAUUCCAAGACCCGCGUGGUAACCAGGUUAUGCUGGUGGAUUGGGUGCUCGAGCACUGGCGUAGAGAGUCGCUCGCCGAUGCGGUUGACACCAAGCUCCGAGGUGACUACAACAUUGACGAGGCGUGCCUCGUGCUCCAGCUAGGUCUGUCGUGCUCGCAUCCGUUCGUCAACGCAAGACCCAACAUGAGGCAAGUAAUGCAAUACCUCAGCAAUGAGGUGCCACUGCCGCAGCUCAUGUCCACCAAAAUGAGUUUUCAUACGCUUGCGAUGAUGCAGAACGAGGGUUUCGACUCGUACAUCCAGUCAUCGUAUUCGUUUUCCAAAGCAAGCGUUUCCACGACUUGUGUCCUCUCAUGAGUGAUAGCACAUAUCCUCUGCCUUCCAACAGACAGUUUGGACAAAUUAAGUUUGCAUUACCGGUUGCAUUCACGGCCCUCUCUUAAUUUAGAUAGCCAAGGGAGCAUGCAUCGUCUUGUAUACGUCGUUUGACAUCCACAAAUGCAAGCGAUGAAAAUAAAAGAUUGUAAUGACCUUUUUGGGACUGUCUAUUUGUCAGAUGUCUGAAAACAGUCACUUUGAUCAAGGGCCACCAGAUCUUCA